AUGUAAACGUGCGAAAAUCUAUAAUCACAAACGCAAAUAGAAGUGUUUCCAUGUCGUUUGAAUAAAUGUGAUGUACAUCAUGAGAUAAUUGGCUAGAAUGUGGUUAAUAUUCUCCGAGAGAUUCACUUUACCAUUUGAUUAGGCACAGUGAAUACUUAGGUAAUAAAGUUUUGCAUGUGAGUGUUUUCCCGCAUCUGCAGUAUGGAUGUAGUAAACCGGCAAUUUUGAAUAUCUGCUUAUCGAUUUUGUCAGUACUUCACGAAUUCACUGCACGAGCGUUUACGGAAGUUGUUAUGUGAAAGGAAAGCACUGUAUCAUUUACUGGAGGAAAUUGCUGUUGCAAGCUGAGAGUUCUCAGCAUGGAAAUUUUGCUAAAGACAAUAUUCCCCUACUUCUGGAAAGAGAUGCUAUUCCUAAAGGCCAAAUUCAAUAUUUAUUAACAUCAGAAAUACCCCAUAAUUUCAAGUUGUUUACAAUGGAAGGAAAUUCCAUUUGUAACAGAGCAGCUGUCGUAUUCCUCAUAAGUUUUCGACAGUUGUGUCUAGUGACAGUUUCCCUACCACUUUGUGCAUUGCUCAUUUGUUUUGUUACUGCAUAUAUCUUCCAACAAGAUGACAUCCAUGAGACUCAUUGCAGGGUGUACAAUGUCAUCCCCUCAAUUAGUGCCAUCACUGGCAUCAGUCCUCAGAGAUAUCUUUGGAGGACCUGCAUAGCAUUUCACAUUGGACCACGGGUCAUAAUAGCAUCUGUAUAUAAAAUUCAUUACCGCUAUCUGCUGUCAAAGCUGUAUAGUGAACCAAAUGCCACAGCCAACAGGCUUCUGAAUCUCUGUUACUGGCUGAACAUGCUUGAGAUUGGAGCUUUGUGUGGAGUUACGUAUGUUUCCAAUCGAGAAAACUAUCCUGCACAUGAAAAAAUAUUCAUCACUUUUAUGAUUGGAUCAUUAAGUUACAUGCUUGUGACCUUGAAAGUUUUCAAAAUGGUUAAACCAACUAUGACAGAAAGUGAAAGGCGUUCAUAUUUUAUGAAAAAGGUUCUGUUUGGAACAUCUAUUUGCAGUACUGCUGGACUGUUAGUCUUCUUCCUCAAGCAUCGACUGUUAUGCCAUGAAAUGGCUUUCAGUUGGUUCUCUCUUUGUGAGUACAUCAUAGCUUGUGCCAACAUGGCCUUCCACUUCACAGUGGUCAUGGACUUCCCUACAGAGAACCUUGUUGUUGUCCAAGGUUCAUCUUCUGUGCCGCUUCCACUUAAUUCUGUGGAUUCAGAACAAAAAGUGAAAUAGUAACUCAGGUAUUUUUGCCAUGUCAAGUACUAAAGUGUGACACUGCCGUUACUUGCUUUUCUUGGAAUGGGAUAGCCAGUAGUGGCACAGGUUGUUUUUGAUGUACAACAUUUGCAUCUGAAUUUAAGAAUUAGUAAGCAGUGGUUACAGUAGUCAAUGAAAAGAAAUACUUGUCAGCUGCAUUCUCAUUAUAAACUUAGCACUAGUUUUAGUUGUGUUUGCAUAACAUUGGUGCUUACUAUCUUCUUAAAGUCAAACUGAGGUGGCUAGUUGUACUUGAAUCUAGAUUGCCUCAUGAAACUCUUAUGUGCCUUUUCUUCUUUUUGAUUUGGCCUAGAGAAUAACACACAUCUGGAAACAGAAAGGACUUAUAAUGAAUGAAAUUUUGAAAUGAGGCUAGUCAUUUUUUUAUCAAAAUUAGUACUUAAUCUAAGACAUAAACAUUGUUGAUAACACAUAUUUUUUGUGAUUAUUGACAUUAUUUGUAGGUUGGAUUUUGUUACAUUAGUUCCAGGUCUAAAACCAACUAUUUCUGUAACACAUCAACCAGGUUUUAAUACUUACACUAUUCAUAUAAUAAUUUUAGUAACUGGUAUUAGUAUUAUUUCUUAGUCUCUGCAGCUGUGAUACACAACACAUGAAGUGUAGUGGUUGGUUUGCACUAGAAGAUCACUGUGUAGAUUGAGAGUCGAGGUGAAUGUGACUUUCAAGUAUCAAGUCUGUGCAUUUCACUAGUACCUGCUCACAAAGGGACGCAUCCUUGUUACUUUUAAUGUCUUGCCAAAUAAGACACAUUAACAUAGGGACAUCAUUUAAUUGCACAUAUCAAAAGUAAUUGCUUCGGAAUACAAAAGAAAGCACCAAGCAUGUAUACAUUUUAGAUAGAUACUGAAAUGUUGGUGCAGAAUUUUGUAAAAUUUACCUCUUAUUUCAUUUUUUUCUUGAAGUCUGUACUCUGUUCAUAAUAAUUCUGUCAAUCUUAGCUGUAUGCCCAUAUGGGACAGAAGUGAUAACUAUGAGCUUUGUUAAUGUUGUUCAGAAUUUAUUCUGCAGUACAAUUGUGAAACAUUCCUGUGACUGCUUAGACAUAAAUAAUACUUCCAGUACUUUUUGUCUCAGAUUAGGUGAUGGAUAGUGUGUGUUGUGGUAAUGAUUCCAUCAGUAAGACUUAAAAGACUGUUUUCAUUGGACUUCCAUUCCCUAAUUAAUAUUUUAUUGUUUUUCAUUAUAAAUGUACACCGAAUCGCCUAUGAUAAACAUUAUGUGUGGAAUUUUUUCCUAUCUUGUUUUACCUGUAUGGAUCCUCUAAUUUCGAAGCUUGUUAUGGUUGAGUGUAAGAUUACUCUUAUUCUGGGGAUUAGCUCCAUGACGAGAGUAACAUUAGAUUAACAUAGCUCAGUAUUGUGGAACAGUGUCACUUUUUGCUAAUGGGUAGUGUAAACUUUCAUAGAAGUGUCACGUUGCCUUAGUGUGAGUAUCGUACAGCUAACAGAGGUUGAAGUUUAUCCAGAUAACAUUUCUCUAGUCACGAGUGGAAAAUUCAUAGUGAAGAGAUUCAGGUUGAGUACCGUAUUAUAAACAGUGUUCGAUGUGUGAUCCAAUUACUGUACAUUUACUGUACCAGUCAGGGAGAUAAGUAUAUUGUCAUUUGUAUCAUUGUAAAAAAAGUCAAAGAAAUUAUAAUUAAAUUUGGUACUCUCUCUCUCUCCAUCUUACUAAUUCUUCCACCCUUCCCCUCAUCUGCUUCUCCUUGCACUCUCUCCCUCCACUUCUCUUCUCUCUUAGUGUUACUGUCAUCCAUCUCAAGGAGCAAGAAAGUCAUCUAAUCAUUAGCAUUCAAAAUAUGUAGUGUGAUGCUUUUGUGGCCACCUGUUUCACCUACAUAUUAUAGUACACCACACGCAUUACAAAAUUUAGUCAAAUGAAUCAAUUUUGUCCCAUCAACUAAGAUAAAAUCUUCACUUGAAGCAGAAUAAUCCUUUAUAAUGUCACACCUUAAUGAAAAUGUAUCUCGGUUAAUGCCCUUAGAGGAACUGGAAUGAGUGAACUGUAACCUUUAAACAAAUUCUCAGCACUGGACGAAAACAAACAAACAACACAACACAACAAGGUGAACAUCUAAAUUUGUUGCAUACAAGAUUUUCUUGUUUGUAGACCUUAAGAUAUUAUUUUAUAACAUAUACUUACCGGUGAAAUCAACUAAUCAACAAUAUGAUUAGUAUGUAUUCUGCAGUGAGAAAUAUGGUACUUUACUGUUGAAGAACAAGGGAAGACAUAAAGUGACUUGCACAUUAUUAUUCCACAGCAAGAAACUGUAAUUGAUCAAAUCAUUACAGUACAAAAUUACCUAAAAAACUGACCAGUAGUCAGCCAUUCCUACACAAAAGAUGGCUGCAUGUUCCACUGAUCGUGAUUAUGUGAUUCUGUUUCUGGCUUCUGGAACUAUUGGUGCACAUUGGCUUGCAUUUUUUCACUCUUGACAAGAUUUUGCCCUCCAAGAUGUUCCUCAACACAGUGAACGUACAAUAUCAGGUAGCAAAGUAUCCUUCAUGCACCCCGAAUAUUUUCUAUGUCUGGUCAGAGCUGCUGCAAUAAAAACUAUUGUAUAUGAUGUUUGGACACUGCAUUUACAUCUAUGGCAACUCAUGUUGAACCAUCUGGUUUAUCUUGCAAUCUGUAAAAUGAAAUAUGAUUUCCAAAGGCAACCAUCUGUCCAUGAUGAAUAGGAUUAAACAGCAGUCCACCAUUGACUUCAUGACCAAAGAGAGGCAUUCUGCUAUUUGGCAGAUGAAAAAUAGUAUGCAUACUUUUCAAAGUAUAUGUGGUAAGAGAUUCACUUGCACCUGUUAUAUCAUACUGCUUCAAUCAGAAUAUGUUUCUUGUUCUGAAAUAACAAGUAUAACAUCUUCAAUCCCAUCUGCAUGAAACAAGAUACGUUGUUAUCUUUUUCCUUGGAGAUGUAACACAUCUUGAGAGCUGAUAUGUUAUCAUAACUGCCAAUUGAUUCAGCAGGUACCAUUAUUAAUUGACCCUGAAUAAAAAAUACAUUUACAUCAACAAUAAGAACAUUUAAAAUUAGAGAGGUCACCUUUCUUAUUGAGGUCAGAUCAGGUAUCAGUGAUCUGUGACAUUUUUCUGCUACACAUAGGAAUGAAUAUCAUUUAUUAUGCUUUGUAAUCAAAGCCUCAUAAAUCUACUCUUCUUUUCAUUGGUCAGUAGUAGUUAAAUAUGUACCUAAAACACUCAACUCCCUCUCUCAAAAUAUUAAUCCAAUUACAAAGUAGUGGGGGCCCAAGUGAUUGUAGCUUCCUUUCCUUCCUUUUAACUGUGACAUAGAUUUUGAUUACUAUAGUUUUUUGUCAGGCUACACCAAUUAUUUGUUGUUAUUAGAAGUUUGCCAUAAAUACUUGCCUUAACACUCCUUUUCUCUGCCUUUCUGUUUGCUUCCCCCAUUCAUUUGCCUCAUCAUCUUGCUCCUGCACUCCCCAUCAAGAUUUAUUUUUCCAUUUCUGAAUGUCUCUCUACCACGCAUGCAUGAAGGCAAGCUUGCAAUUUUUUCCUCUCGGUGUGAAAGAUUAAGCACCUUUUUUCAUGAGUGCUGUUUUAAUUCACAUCAUUUAUGCUUGUAUAGCUGAUGUUGAUUUGUCUUUUGUCAACACAUAAACCAUGUAUGAUUAUGUGCACUGCAUACAUUUUUCAACAGGUCUGUAACAAUGUACCAGUUCAUGUUCAUCAAAUUCAACUCAUAAUGUAUGUCUUGUGUCCCUUAUUUAAUAAGAGCUUCUAUCUGAGCUUUAUUGCCACAGCCUACAAAUAUACCCCAUACACUUUUCUUUCUUUUAUUUUUGUUUUUGGCUUGUGCUGUAUGAUAAGUUCAUUCACACAUCACAAAACUGUGUUUUCUGAAUGCGAGAUUUAAUACUAAUGGCUCUUCCUUUAGUUGGCAGAUAAGCCUCAGUUGUAUUAUUGUCCUGUUGCAUAUGAAGUCUCCAUACUCCAAACGAAGACUUAAAAUGCAACAGGACAUAAUGCAGCAUCUUCCUGCCAAUCGCUCAAAUGAAAAACUGAGGCUUGAAUUCCUCCAAUGCCUUUUUCUCUUGUUCAUAUUUCUCUGUAGCAUGGUUUUACAUCAGAUUUUCCUUCCAUGCCAUCCACCUCUUCACUGCAUCUCUACUCUUGCAAGAAAACCAGUUAAAAAGUUUCUUGUUUGGGAAUACCAAUUAGUCCAUAUAUCUUAUUGCUCCUCCUUCUUGCACACCCUCUUGUUAAGUUAGUGUGUAUUUUGUGACAGCUUUUCAGUUAAUGAACUGCCAGAAUCUAUAUUAUCUCACCAUGCUGUGUGUAGCAUAUGCUCAGAGCACAUGACUAACUUGUUUGUGUAAUUUAUCAACACUGCUGUUAAAUACAUAGCAUCUAUUUAUUUCAAGCAUCCUUCUGUAAAUGUCAUUAAUUAUUCAUGCCUCAGCUUUCAUUAUCAUUAUACAUAUUUUUGUUUAUAAGUAUUUACAGUGUUUCUGCCUACACACAAACAUUUACAUAUCACUGUUGUGUACACAAAUAGAUUAUUUUUUGUUAUUUGGCAAAAUUCAAACCAUAAACAAGACCUGGAAAUUUAAUACUUUCAAAACACAUGUGAGGAGAGCAAGACACAUAAAUUAUCUUUUAUCUUCUGGUUUUGAAACUGUUGUUUUUGUGGAAAUCUGUAGAUAGUAUGAUCUUCUCUGUGUGUCAGUUAUUGUCAAUACUCAUAUUUUACCUGUUGGCUGUUAUUCUUGUCCAUACAUUUCUACUGCUGUAAAUUUCUGCCUUCUUGUUGAAGUAAUCAUAAUUACAUAAGAAGAAUGCUUUAAAUGAAGGCAUUUCAUAUUCAAUUUUUAUAUGACAGUAUGAUAGGGCAUUAUGGUCACAUACACAGAGAGCAUCAUAAGCUUCAAAUUGUCUUGCACUUCUAUUUGUCAAUGAUUGUUGAGUAAAGACUGUAGUGAAGUCUCUGUAAUUAAAUAGAUGGUUUCUCUUUGUGUGAUUUUAAUUAGCUCCAAGGAGUCUCAUAUUUUAAUCAAAAUGCAUUUACCAUAAUUUCUUAUAUAUUUAUUCUUAUUUUUUAUUUCUUUAUUGUAAAAUAUGGAGUCAGUGUAAAUUGAAUGAUUUAUUUUGUUUCCUAAAUGAUAAGAAGGCAGCUCACAUUUCCGUCUUUAUUUAAAGCAAGUUUUAUAUUUAACUAAAAUACUAUGAAGACUUAUUUAAAAAUUAUGUUUAUUUUCAGAAGAUUAUUUAUUUUCAUUAUAUCAAUGGCCAAAAUUCAUAAUAUAAUAACUGUAAAUCUGCAAAGUGAGCCAUACUGUGUGUGUGUGUGUGUGUGUGUGUGUGUGUGUGUGUGUGUGUGUGUGGCCGUAAUGCAAACUGAUACAAUUAAUGUACUAUAUUACAAGAGCACAGCUCUUAUUAUGAAAAGUGCAAUAAGGUGUGAAUGUUUGUGUGCACUGUUGUGUGGGUUUACAAUUUUUUGUGAGAAGCUUGAGUUGGAAAUGCAAUGGCAGUAUAUGAAUUUAUACAUUGUUUGUCUUUGAAUGAAGGGACAUGUUCACUUUACAAGUGUCUUAUGUUGUAUUUUUGUACUGAAGCAGUUACACAAACUUAUUUUUAGAAAACAUUUCUUUUUUUGUAAACAUUAUUAAUGACAACAAAGUAGCAAUACAAGAAAGUUGGAUCUCUUUCUGAUUUCUGUGUGUGAGUUGCUUUAAGUGAAAUUCACAAAAUCUUUUAAAAAUUUACAUAAAAUUGUUCUAGAAAAAUGUUUCUGCGCAAUACAAGGUACUGUAGUAUUUCUUUUCUCGACAGAAAUAAUAUUUGUAUAAACUUAUCUGUCUAAUCAGUCAUGUUCAACCUGCAGUGAAAUUUGAAUUGUAGCAGGUAAUUACAAAAGUUGUGAGUUGCUUAAGAAUUUAAGGUGGAUUUAUGUAAAGAAACAGCUUUUGUCCCAAGUUAAUAGUUCAUUCUGAGAAUGUGAUUUUGAAAUAACAGUUCACGUGUAGAAGUAUCUGUCAACAGUUGUAUGUCUGAGACACAAAAAAUAAAACUGAAAAUAUCCUGUUCUCAAUUAAAUAUUAUAUUACCCCUAAAAUCAGUGAUUAUGUCUCAAGCAUAUUGUGCAGUCUCUGUUUUGCUUGAGUUAGUGUGAUUUUAGGUUGUGAUAAUGUGAUAACCAAACAGUAUUUAUUUUAAUAACUGUUAAGUUAUUAAAGUGCACUAUUUUGUCACUGCUGUUUACAUAUAGAAAUCAAUCCUGAUGCCUAAUACUUUUAUAAAAAUUGUUUUUGUUUCUGUGAUAACCUAUCAGCAGACUGUCAGAUUAAUGUUAAACAGGAUCUCAUAAAACAUUUGUUCUGAGGUAAUAAAUGAU
Schistocerca cancellata (South American locust) is the source of this 7682-nucleotide messenger RNA. RefSeq names its product post-GPI attachment to proteins factor 2-like. Gene Ontology annotation, biological process: GPI anchor biosynthetic process. The coding region runs from base 476 to 1282 and encodes 268 amino acids. Gene Ontology annotation, cellular component: endoplasmic reticulum membrane; Golgi membrane. The transcript is spliced from 5 exons. Lineage: Eukaryota; Metazoa; Arthropoda; Insecta; Orthoptera; Acrididae. The record is from RefSeq and is a predicted model, not a curated record.